Molecule: messenger RNA, 1683 nt
Organism: Penicillium griseofulvum
Lineage: Eukaryota; Fungi; Ascomycota; Eurotiomycetes; Eurotiales; Aspergillaceae
Product: Amino acid/polyamine transporter I
Exons: 2
Coding region: 1-1683 (560 amino acids)
Biological process (GO): transmembrane transport
Cellular component (GO): membrane
Molecular function (GO): transmembrane transporter activity
Source: RefSeq, a predicted model, not a curated record
AUGGCCUGUGUGGAUAGUAUUGCGUUUGAUACAGCCCACUCUCCGAAAGAUGUCCGAAAUGGCGAAUAUCAGGACCAGAACUCCGACGAAGUUUCUGUGACUAAUGAAGAUGAUCGCGACCUCCUAAAGCUUGGCUACCACUCUGUCCUGGCGCGAUGCUGGGGAUCGUUCGACAAUUUCGCCUGUUCGUUCUCGGCCUUGAAUUGCGUUGGAGGAAUUCGUGUUCUUUUCUAUAUCGCCCUCAGUGGAGGCAGCCCGGCUGCCAUCUGGAGCUCCUGGGUCUCCGGUAGUAUACUGUCCGUCAUCACGGCCGCCUGUCUCGCUGAAGCUUGUUCAAGCUAUCCCGCCGCAGGGUCGAUUUAUUACUGGGCUUUCCGAUCCUGGGGAGGUGGUGAAGUCGGCCGCUUCAUCUCGUUCCUAGUGGCCGCGUGGACAUUGGUUGCAUGGACCGCUUUCCUCGCGAGUGAUUCGUUCGGUGUCGCCAACUACCUAAUUUCGGAGAUCGUUGUGUUUAACCCGAAGACAAGCUUUCCAUAUGAAACUGCCGACGUCCGAGCGCGUGCCGUGGCAUGGGCCAUCUCUCUUCUUUUCCUGGCUAUUGCUACCACGCUAAAUUUCCUGCCCCCGCGGAUGUAUUCCUGGGUGUUCCGAGCAGGUGUGACGAUCAUCAUUAUCGAUAUGCUGCUAAACCUCAUCUGGCUUUCCAUUGGCGUCUCUAAGACGUAUGGUUUCCAGUCAGCCGAAUACGUGUUUACGUCUACAUACAAUGGUGGGGACACCAGCUCAGGGCUGAACUGGGUUCUAUCCUGGUACUUGGUAGGCAGUUGUCUCGUGGGGCAAGAUGCUUCGGGUCAUGUCGCAGAAGAGACCGUCUUGGCAAAGAAAGCCGCCGCGAAGGGGAUCUUCUGGGCAACCGUUGCGUCUGCGAUGUGCGGCUUCCCAAUCAUUAUCUUGUUCCUCUUCUGCAUGCCCCCGAUUGAGACAUUCUACGAUACUAGCGUACCCCAGCCGUUCAUUAACAUGUACGCGAUGGCGCUCGGUCCCCAUGCACACGUUGUGAUGACCAUUGUCGCGAUGAUCGGAGCUAUUCUCAACACUUCUAUUUCCCUAGUUGCUGUAUCACGACUUGUUUUCGCCGUGGCGCGCGAUGGUGUGUUCCCGUUUAGUGACGUGUUAUCACGUGUAUCGAAGUCGAAGCAGCCCCACAACGCUGUCAUCUUCAUUUCGGCUAUUGCUGCACUUCUCCUCUGUACCCAGCUUCCGUCGCAGGUAGCCUUCUCCAGCUUGGUCUCUACUUCGGCUGCAGGUUCCCUCGCAGCAUACGGCUUGGUUGGAAUCGGCCGCGCGUUCAUCACGCGUAAAUCGUUCCGUCCGGGCUUUUGGGAUUUGGGGCGGUUUGGCGUGGUCGCCGCUGUUGUUACAUUCCUGUGGAACGGGUUUGCUUUUGCUGUUCUAUGUGCCCCAGCUUACUCGGACAGUGCAAUUGACAAGGAUUCCACCUUGUUCAACUACGCGAUUGUUAUUAUGGGCGGAGUCACUAUCAUUGCGAUCGCCGAGUGGUGGCGCAAAUCCAACGGUGUUUGGUUUGAGCAUCUCAAAAUCGUUGACUCAGCUACCGAGACCGAGCACUCUAUUGAACGCAAGGAAAAGACAAAUGCCUCGGCUGUUACGGCUGCUGUUUGA